ACACAUCACAUCUGAUUUACAUUCUGCAAUUAUUCGAUUCGAUUCCAUCAUUUCAAUCUAAAUCAUAUUAUAAUGGAUGUUUACUGAAAAAAAAUAUUCUUUUCACUUGCAUCUCCAUUAGUAUCUGAAUUUUGGAAAUUGGGCUUGUUUGAUGCAAUCUAAACAAUCCUUAACAAAAUUGAGAAAAUUUUUCAGAAAGUUUUGACAAUAACAAAAAAAUAUGCCUCCUGAUGUUCACAUCGAGCAACAGACAUCAUUAUCUCAAUAUAGACAUUUAUCAUCACCACCAUCGCCAUCAUCUUCGCCAUCUUCUUCAUCAUCAUCAUUAUCAUCAUCGUCAACAACCACUUCAAUAUCCGUUAAGGAACGGUGUUCAAUGUCCGAACAAACGGACAUAAAUAUUGCAGGAUGUUCAAUUAUCGAUGGUCAAUCGGAAUCAAUUUAUAUGCAACGAUAUCAAGCAUUACGAGAUGCUGGAUUCGAUGAAACAACUGCCAAUAAAUAUUCGCCAUUAUAUUCAUCGGUAAAUGAAGUUAUUGAUGCCAUAUUGUCACAAUCUUUGAAUGAUAAUUCGACAAUAAAUGAUGGUCGAACGUUAUUGGCAAAUAAAGGGAAAGAUAAUAAUUCUUAUUCAUCGGCUAUCUAUAGUAAUGGUGAUAAUAAAUCAUCUACAAUCAUGACCUACAAUGAUAUAUCUCCUCUUGCUGCGGCUGAAUUAUUAUCUCAAUCAACUGAUUCAAUAUCGAUAAACAAAACAAAUAAUAAUAAUAAUCUAAUAAUGGAAUGUAUUCAUGGCCAAUCACCGCCAUUAUCCAAACGUUUUCUUUGUAUGGCUAUUGGCGAUAGUAAUGGAUCCGUUAUCGAUUCAAAUGAUUUGAUAGUAUGUUCACCAAUUGAAUCAUAUCAUCAUGAUCAGCAUUUUAAUGCUAAUGGAAAUUAUUCAUCUCUUUCAAAUUGUAUUGGCAAUAUUCAUCAAAAAUCAUUGAUGAAGAAAGCUAUUAUUUCUUCUGAAUCUCCUGAAUUAUCUAUUGAUCAUCAUCGUUCAAAUGGUAAUAAUCUAAUUGUUACGAUGCUAAAAGAUGGUUUGCUAGAAGAUUCAAACGAUGAAAUUACGCUGGAAGAUGAUGUUGGAUUAUUGGCAGAUGGUCAAAAUGGUAAUGGUUCACCAUCAGCAUCAUCAUCACUUUCAUCUGGUAUAUCGUCAUCAUUCUUUAUGGAUACAUCAUCGUCAUCACCAUCAUCAUUUUCAUCGCUUUCAUCAUCGAUAUCGAUUUCGCCUCCAUCAAAUCAAUCGAUUGUGGCC
Messenger RNA from Dermatophagoides pteronyssinus (European house dust mite), 1303 nucleotides. RefSeq lists its product as uncharacterized. The record is from RefSeq and is a predicted model, not a curated record. Lineage: Eukaryota; Metazoa; Arthropoda; Arachnida; Sarcoptiformes; Pyroglyphidae.